GGGCUGGGGAGCCGGGUCAGCAAUCUGGGGGUGGUGGUCUCUCUGGGCACGGGGAAGCCCCCCCAGGUCCCCGUCAGCUCCGUUGACGUGUUUCGGCCAUCGAACCCCUGGGAGUUGGCGAAAACUGUCUUCGGUGCCAGAGAACUGGGCAAGAUGGUGGUGGACUGUUGCACAGACUCUGACGGCCGGGCGGUGGAUCGAGCUCGAGCCUGGUGUGAGAUGGUGAACAUUUCCUAUUUCAGGCUGAAUUCCCAGUUGAAGACGGACGUGAUGCUGGACGAGGUGGACGACGCUAUUCUGGUGAACAUGUUGUGGGAAACGCAGAUAUACGUUCAUCAGGAGAGAGAGAGCAUCAAACAACUCGCCCGGCUCCUGCUGACUGCCUGACUGCCCGCGGCCCCGGGGGCGCGGGGGAGGGAGUGUGUGAGUGUGUGUGUGUGUGUGUGUGUGUUGGGGAGUGGGGGGGGGGGGAUCAUGGGGGCAGAUUCCAGACUGACAAGUGAGUGUGUGUGUGUGUGUUGGGGGCGGGUGGUGGAGUUGUGUGUGUGUGCGUGAGGGGGGGUCGCGGGGGCAGAUUCCAGACUGACCAGUGUGUGUGUGUGUAUUGGGGGGGGGGGGGGGCGGGGGUGGUGGUGUGUGUGUGUGGCUGCUCCGAGAUUCUCCCACCCACCUCUCUAUCAACGCUGCGAACACCCUCCCCACGUUAACAGUGUGAACUUCUCCCCAAUGGAAAUCCAUCCACCGGCCCUCCUCCCCCUCUGUGACUCUGCCCCAACACAGGCUGCCACCCAGAAUCAUAGAGCGUCACAGCACAGAAGGAAGCCGUUCGGCCCCUCGAGCCUGUGCCGGCUCUUUG
Callorhinchus milii (elephant shark) is the source of this 856-nucleotide messenger RNA. Its product is annotated as 85/88 kDa calcium-independent phospholipase A2-like. Gene Ontology annotation, cellular component: mitochondrion. The record is from RefSeq and is a predicted model, not a curated record. Gene Ontology annotation, biological process: cardiolipin acyl-chain remodeling; positive regulation of ceramide biosynthetic process. Lineage: Eukaryota; Metazoa; Chordata; Chondrichthyes; Chimaeriformes; Callorhinchidae.